Impatiens glandulifera is the source of this 1266-nucleotide messenger RNA. RefSeq names its product trafficking protein particle complex subunit 12. Lineage: Eukaryota; Viridiplantae; Streptophyta; Magnoliopsida; Ericales; Balsaminaceae. Bases 14 to 1141 code for a protein of 375 amino acids. The record is from RefSeq and is a predicted model, not a curated record. The transcript has 2 exons. Gene Ontology annotation, molecular function: protein binding.
CGGUUACCUCAUCAUGGAUCCUCCGGAUACUGAACAAACGGUGUCUCUCUCCACCGCCGUCGCCGACGACGAAUCCUCCGACUCCUCGCCGACAAGCCCGUUCAGCACCCUGAACGACCUCUGCUACGAGCUUUCUUCACUCCACGAUCUCGCCACUCGUGGCUCGUGGCGUUCAAUCCUCGACAAGGUCGCUCGAGCACGUAAUCACUCUCUUCUCUCCAAGCCCCACGAGCAUCUCACCUACCUGGCUUACAAUUCCCUCGCCUUAGUCAAGCUCCGUCGCUUCGCCGAUGCCGCAGCCGAGAUCGAUUCCCUGGAUGACGAUCUUGAUAGCCCUCAUUACCGUUACGAGUCCUACGUACAACAUUAUUCUAACCGACAUGGCUCCAUGGUUCCUUUCGUCCUCCGAUGGAUACACGCUGAGAUCCCAUCCAAACUAGGUAAGCAACAGGAAACCCUAGAUCGAUUAUACAUACUCCUCGAUUUUGUGCGAACUGAACUGAAUAAGAAAAUGUCGAACAAUCUGAAUGUUUCCAUCGACUUAUGGAGACAGCGUGAGAAUUUCGUUGUGAAUUCGAUGAUUUGUCAUCAUUUAGGUCGAAAAGAGUUUGGGGUUAGUCUGCAUUUGAUUAGGGAUAUGAUGAUACGCAAUGGUGAGGUAAAGGAUCCGAAUCCUGUUUCAUUGUCAAAAUUGGGUUAUAUUCAGAUGCAAUAUGGGGAUCUGGAGGGUGCUAAGGAAACAUUUGACAGAAUUGAGAGCUUAGUUGAAGGUAAGGAGGAUGUAGAGAUGAAGAACAUGGUAAGCAGGAACAAAGCUUUGGUUUACUUGGUAGGGAAGGAUUAUGUGUCUGCUGUUAAGGAAUAUGGUGAAUGCAUCGAGAGGGAUGAAUCGGAUGUUGUUUCGAUCAAUAACAAGGCACUUUGUCUGAUGUAUUUGAGGGAAUUGUCGGGUUCAAUUCAAGUGUUGGAGAAAUCAUUGGAGAGAGUUCCAGUAAUGGCUUUGAAUGAGACUCUUGUUGUGAAUUUGUGUAGUAUGUAUGAAUUGGCUUAUGUUAAUCACUCGGAUACUAAGAAGACCUUGAGCAAUUGGAUUGCAAGAGUAGCUCCUGAUGAUUUUGAUUCUUCUUGUACCCGGAUAUGAGGUCAGAGAUUCUGGGUACUCGAAUUCGGAGCCAUCGUAGUCUGCUCUAAAAAUCUGUCGGAGCUCGAUUCCUACACCACCCUUAUCAAACCCGACGACCUGUCCGUGGUGGCUGUCAAAUCCGG